Messenger RNA from Drosophila persimilis, 1154 nucleotides. RefSeq names its product WD repeat-containing protein 91. The record is from RefSeq and is a predicted model, not a curated record. The transcript is spliced from 3 exons. Gene Ontology annotation, cellular component: late endosome membrane; extrinsic component of endosome membrane; early endosome membrane. Gene Ontology annotation, biological process: early endosome to late endosome transport. NCBI's taxonomy places the organism in Eukaryota, Metazoa, Arthropoda, Insecta, Diptera, Drosophilidae. Gene Ontology annotation, molecular function: phosphatidylinositol 3-kinase regulator activity. The coding region runs from base 1 to 963 and encodes 320 amino acids.
AUGGCACAGGUGGCAUUCCUCGAUAACUUGCUGAGAGAAUAUCUCGUGUUUCGAGGCUUCUCCAGCACUUUAAAAGCGCUGGACUUGGAGCAGCGUACCGAGAGGGACCAGCACUUUCGGGCCGAGCGCAUCCUGGAGCAGUUUACAUAUGCCGUGCAAACGUACGACCUGCACGGCCUACGGAGCCUAUGGCUACACCUGGACAAUAAUCUGUUCACCAAGCUGGACCACACCUACGCCGUGGCCGUAAAGAAACUGGAGAACAGUCUGCUCAAGUACUAUCUGGUGACGGCCUACAGCAACCACAAGUCGGAGAAGAUAUCAGAGUUCUUCAACAAGAUGGCAGGCGAGCUGCAGCAGCAGAGCGAGUGGAAGGAUUGGUUCUAUUUCCCCUUCUGCAAGAACGCAGAAGAGUCGCCCAGCUUUGCUCUUUACUUUACCAAACAGUGGCAGGACACGUCGCUGUUGUCGCUACGCAACUUCCUGACCACCGUCUAUCAAUGCUUGCCACAGCCCUCGUUUGUGCGUGCCGAGCAGGAAGCGGCCCAUAUGCAACGGCUCAGUGAGGACAAUGUUGGCCUACGCUCUCGACUCCUACAAGCGCAGCAGGAGCUGCAACAGCAGGCGCAGCAACAGCCAGUCAGCGGUAGCUCGCACAACUUGAGCGGCGACGCUAACACGCGGCGGCGUAGUGUUUAUCGGCAUCAGCAGAGCCUAAACGAUAUCUUGCCCUUCGACAUUAGUCCGCCGGGUCACAUAGUCGACGACUUCUGCAUCAUUGCCUCCGAGGCGAACAGUGUGGGCCAGGCCAGUGAUGCGCAGGCUCGUGGGCUCAAGCUACUUAUACGCAAUAUCGGAUCUGGAAGCUCUCCAGUUCUGGGACGGAAGGAUCACGCCGCCGGCUCGGUCGGCGACAAGUCGACCAAGCGCAGAUCCGGCAGCGUGGGCCGCAGUUGGAUAUAGACAUGCAAUAAUCGUAGUAAAUCAGUGAUAGACGCAUUCAAACAUUCAUAUAUUACUGCCUGGUCUCUGUGUGUUUUUCAAUGUAUUUAUUGAUUAGCAAUUCUCCUUAGCUCGUAGACGUACAAAAGAAAGAGCAAUGCGUGUAGCGUAAUACAUAAUUGCAAUAAAUAAUGUAAAAUUACAAAUAAAUA